Molecule: messenger RNA, 851 nt
Organism: Oldenlandia corymbosa var. corymbosa
Lineage: Eukaryota; Viridiplantae; Streptophyta; Magnoliopsida; Gentianales; Rubiaceae
Source: the annotation of a GenBank genome assembly
CGGAUUUCCGACAGCCUAAAGCAGAUGAAGCCGGAGGCUUAUGCCCCUCAAUUUGUAGGCCUCGGCCCAUACCAUCAUUUCCGUCCUGAAGUUCAGAACAUGACAAUCUUCAAGAAUGAUCUGGUCAGAACGUCCUUUUAUCUCUUCGACAAGGAACGUUUCAAACCUUUCUCCCGUUGCCUGAAAGAAAGUUCGUCGGAUUUGGCAAACACAUUCCGUUCUUGGUACGACGAGCAGCUUCUUCUCCACCUGUCUCCGAUGAUGUUGUCCUGGAUCGCGGUGUUGGAUGUGGUGUUCUUGUGGAGUUUCAUCCGUGAAUAUUAUCGAAAACAGAACUCUAAAGAUUCGUCUUGGCAUGGGUUGUUGGCCGAAUUUGAAUUGGAUCCUGAGAAAUUGGUUCCUGAUUUGUUCAUGCUGGAGAAUCAAAUCCCGACUGAACUUAUUGGCCGCACGCUACAGAGCAGUGUUCUAACUAUGUCCAGUGAGAAUGAUGAUCUCCGUUCAGAUGAUGUGAAAGCAAUGGCCAUGUUCUUGUUCUUCUGUUUGGAGAAUUCUCCUAUUGUUGUUUUACUGCGUUUUCCAGACAAAGACCAUCUUGAGGAUAUUGUUGGGGAGCUGAUGCCACCGAUAUCUAAGCACAUCCUUGAUAUCAUGUGCCAGAUAAUUUUAAAAGAUCACGAUAUCACAGAGAAGGCAGAGAAGCCUAAUCGAAUUGAUGGAUGACCCCAUUGAGGGAUUUCGUUAAGAAAAUGUGUGGGCUCAUAAAGUCGAAGAAAGAUGUGGCCUUGUUGAGGGAGAAAUCGAUCAUAAUAGUGGAAAAAGAUAUGCCCGAUAUGGAGGAUGAUGAUAUU